Messenger RNA from Labrus mixtus (cuckoo wrasse), 4884 nucleotides. RefSeq names its product adducin 1 (alpha) (gene add1). The transcript has 17 exons. Gene Ontology annotation, molecular function: actin filament binding. Bases 64 to 2931 code for a protein of 955 amino acids. Gene Ontology annotation, biological process: barbed-end actin filament capping; positive regulation of establishment of endothelial barrier; positive regulation of adherens junction organization. Gene Ontology annotation, cellular component: focal adhesion; adherens junction; postsynaptic density. The record is from RefSeq and is a predicted model, not a curated record. Lineage: Eukaryota; Metazoa; Chordata; Actinopteri; Labriformes; Labridae.
CUUGUUUUUUGUUUUUUUUUCUCACAGUGGUUCUUUUAUAAUAGAAAUUAAAGAAACGCAGUCAUGAUUAAAGUAAAACAGCAGCGAGGAUUUCGUUUCAGGAAGUCAGGGCAGAAAGGUUUUACAUUACCGCCCGUCUCUACUGCCUCCUCUUUGGGCACAGUUUGGAGUUUCUUCGGACACAGAAAACGAGGCCAGGCCAGGAUGAACGGAGAGUCAGGAGCCGGAGUGGUGACGGCCCCCCCUCCCACCACAGCCCCUCACAAGGAGCGGUACUUUGACCGGGUGGACGAGAGCAGCCCUGAGUACCAGAGGGAGAGAAACAUGGCCCCCGACCUGCGGCAGGACUUCAACAUGAUGGAGCAGAGGAAGAGGGUGUCCAUGAUACUACAGAGCCCGGCCUUCUGCGAUGAGCUGGAGACAAUGAUCCAGGAUCAGCUGAAGAAGGGGAAAACGCCCACCAGCCUGCUGGCUCUGCAGCAGAUCGCAGACUUCAUGACCACCACUAUGCCUUCCAUGUAUCCAGCUGCACCACAAGGAGGCAUGGCAGCACUCAACAUGAGUUUGGGUAUGGUGACUCCAGUGAACGACCUGCGUGGUUCAGACUCCAUCUCAUAUGAUAAGGGCGAGAAGCUGCUUCGCUGCAAGCUGGCGGCCUUUUAUCGGCUCGCUGAUCUGUUCGGCUGGUCUGAGCUCAUCUACAACCACCUCACAGUCAGGGUGAACUCAGAUGAGGAGCGCUUCCUAAUUGUCCCCUUUGGGCUCCUGUACAGUGAAGUCACUGCUUCUAGUCUGGUGAAGAUUAACAUUCAGGGUGAGAUCGUGGACCGGGGCAGCACAAAUCUCGGCGUCAACCAGGCCGGCUUCACUCUCCACUCUGCCAUCUACGCUGCACGGCCCGAUGUGAAGUGCAUCGUGCAUAUACACACACCUGCAGGGGCUGCGGUGUCGGCCAUGAAAUGUGGCCUGUUGCCGAUCUCACCUGAGGCUCUGUCUCUGGGAGAAGUGACCUAUCAUGACUACCACGGCAUUCUGGUGGAUGAGGAAGAAAGUACUCUCAUACAGAAGAACCUCGGGCCUACCAGCAAGGUGCUCAUCCUCAGAAACCAUGGCUUGGUGUCAGUCGGGGAAACAGUGGAGGAAGCUUUUUAUUACAUCCACAAUCUUGUAACCGCCUGUGAGAUCCAGGUGCGAACACUGGCCAGCGCUGGAGGGCCGGACAAUCUGGUGAUGCUGGACCCGGCCAAAUACAAGGCUCGCCCACGGGUGCCAGAGCCAGCCGGCGAUGGGUCAUCCACGCACCCAAAGUGGCAAGUCGGGGAGCAGGAGUUUGAGGCUCUCAUGAGAAUGCUCGACAACCUGGGUUACAGGACGGGCUACCCUUACCGCUGCCCGGCAUUGCGAGACAAAGGUAAAAAGUACAGUGACGCAGAGAACGCUUCCUCCGCCCACGGUGGUUACUCGUACGGCGAGGACAGUGACUCAGGCGCUCGCUCCCCGCUGAAACACAGCUUCCAGCGCGGCCAGCGCGACAAGACCCGCUGGGUCAAUGCCGGCGGCCGGCCCGACGAGCCCUGCGAGGACGGGCCCGACGGCAGCAGCCCCAAGUCGAAGCCUAAGGUGUGGACGAACAUAACACACGAUCACGUCAAACCCUUGCUGCAGUCUCUCUCGUCUGGUGUCUGCGUGCCAAGCUGUAUAACCAACUGCUUGUUUACAAAGGAAGAAGGACUCCGCCAGGCUGCCGUAGCCAAUCAGUUCAUCCCGAUGAACACCAAUCCAAAAGAUGUGCUGGAAAUGAGGAAUAAGAUCCGGGAGCAGAACCUGCAGGACAUAAAGACAGCGGGACCCCAGUCUCAGGUCCUGUGUGCUGGAACUGGAAUGGAACGCUCCUUUAACCAGGACGCCCCUCUGUCUGACUGUACAGACACUAUUGACGGCCUCGAUGUGUCCGAGGGGUCCUAUAGUCCUGCUAGAUCAAUUAGAAAGGGGGAGCUAGUGACCGCCUCCAAGGCCAUCAUUGAGAAGGAGUACCAGCCCAAGGUCAUCGUCAGCAAGCAGGGUCCGAACCCCUUCACCAAACUCACCGACCAGGAGCUGGAGGAGUAUCGCAAGGAGGUGGAGCAGAAACAGAAAGGGCCUGAAGUGCAGGGACGUGAUGAUAGUAAGGAGGGAUCAGCCUCCAAUGUUCCCUGUCCUGAGCCUGAAAAGCAACCGAGGGGUCAAGCCUCUGACUCCCAACCUCUACAGUCUGCAUCCGACUCACCCAGCUUAGAGCAAGCCCCGCCUGCAGCCGCCCCUGAGCCGGGCUCCUCUGCCCCCAGCCCCUCCAGCGAGGCAGAACCGGCUCAGAGCAUCGAAAGUACCGCAGAGUUAGUCGUAGAUGAAGUUUUAACGUCCGCGGAAGAGACUCUGUCAGCUCCAGAUUCCCCACAAAAGGAGUUCCACUGCGCCGUGCUGCGAGCCCUGAGCAAGGAGCCAGUGGUAGACGCAGACCGGGCUCCAGACCCUGAGCAGCUAGUUGAGCCUGACGAGGAGCCCCGAGGCCAGAAACCCACCACCACGCCGCCCAGCACCCCGGUCAGAGCAGAAGAAGAGUCUUUACCUGAGCAAACCUUUAAGGACGAGAGCGACGCAGCCACCCUGAGACAGACCCUUCCAGAUUUAACACCCGACGACCCCUCCGAUGCUCCGGCACUUCCUGCCGAAGACUCCGCCCCUGCACCUGCACCUGCCGCUGCAGAGGCGGAGGCGGAGGCAGAUGCAGGCGCAGAUGCUGACGCAGACACAGCUGCUGCAGCUGCUGAGGGGGAGGAUGCUGCUGACGCUGGCGAACAGGAGGGUGAAGAGUCUCCAAGCAAAUCGCCCUCCAAAAAGAAAAAGAAGUUCCGCACUCCCUCCUUCCUCAAGAAAAACAAAAAAAAAGACUGAGCCCUAGAUAGGAGAAUGUUUGAUCGGUCCUCAUGGCUGGCCUCUGCCUCUCUUCAUUUUCACUUUUUGUCUGCUUUCAUUGCACCCUUCGAGCAAACCACAGCUACACAGUUAUGCUUUUUUGUUGUUUUGAUAUAAUUUGUCGCUGGCUUAUUAACCUAAUUUUCCUCGUUAGUGUGUGCCAAUUUUGUAUACAGUGUAAAAAUGACUGAUUGCAUAGAGGUUUUUAAUUAUUAGAGGCUUUUAGUUGUGAGAGGGUGAUGCAUUCGGUCUUGUCCACUCCAUCUGGCCUUUGAUGCAUGUCUAAUACUACAGGCCCACACUCUCGGUGUGAGGUUUUAAGGGUUUUAUUGCCCUCAUUUUUUUUUAAAUAAGAGUAUUACUAAACUGUUGUAACCACUAGAAUGUAUUGGGAUUGUAUCAAAAAUAUGUCAAAGUGUCUUUUAAAAAAAAAAAAAAACAAUGCAGAAACAGAAGCUUGUCAUUUACCUUCUGACAGUGAAAACUACUAAUUACAAUCAUUUAAUCACAUAGGAGAACUACAGUAUGAGAAUGUAGUCAUACUAAACCAAAUAUUCUGAUUAAAUCAUAUUAGCGUAAUCAAAUCUGGUUGAAGGUUUUUUUCCUUUUUUACUAAAAUAUUCCACCAACAAACAUUUGACACACCCUAACCUGACAGGUAUGUUGUUAAGUGCUUUACAGCUUGUGAUAUUUUCCAAAUCCAAUUUAACCGUGUGGAUUGAACCUGCGUUUGAACCCACAGAUGUUGAGUGUUUCACAACAAAGUGAGUCAUCCUGACGGUGUUCAUUCGUUGUCCUUGUUGAUUAUUUCCGAGGGAUGGCAACAUCUCUACUCCUGGCUUUUUUAAGUCUUUUAUUAUGAAGGAAUGUGUAAAGAGAAAUUCUUAGUCUGUGUUGUUUUCAUUUUUAUUAAUUAUUAUCUGAGCCUGACUUUGUUUGGCAUUAGCUCCCUGAUCCCCUCUGUCUCUGUGAACGUCAGAAACAGUUAAAUAUGCUACAAAUUGUGAGUUUACGCAUUUAAUUUUUUUCUUUAUUGUAAUUGUUUUCUGUAUUAUUAUUUUUUUUUUUUAACCUGAGCUUUUUCCUCACAGGGUAGAUUGAGGUUUGAUCGCCUGCUGUGAGAGAGCACUGUGAAUCCUAUCUUUCAAACCACUGUCUAUGAACUCAUACCCACACAUUGUUUUUACAGUCUGUCACCGUGCAUCAAGACACAGAACACAUCACGAUUAUGGAGCUGCAUGAUCAAUCAUCCUUCUCUCCACUUAGACUUUCCCGUUUGAACCCCCAGUCUGACCAAAUGGACACUCUCACCUGUGUGUUUCCAGUUGCAGUAAAGACACGAUGUACACUGGAGAAACAUUUUGUUUUGUUAUGGCACUGAUGUGUAAUCGAUGGUGUGAUAUAAGCUAUGCUUAAGGCUGCAGGUCGUUAAUACAAAGACCACGUCCAUGCAUUGCUUCUCAGCUUGUGUUUAUUCAUCUUGUUCGAUUGAAGAAUGAUUUCAAUCCAAUUUGUGGUGAACCAAAAGAUGACUAUUACAGAAAACUCCUAAUUUGGCCUUUUUUUCCAAUCUGCUACAUGCAAAGCACAGGAUGUCUGACUCAUGAAGGACUGCAUGUGUAGAGUGCUUAGAGUGUGUACUCUCCCUUUUAAUGACUGUAACCACCCCAUUGAUUUGACCUCUGUUUGUUUCAGCUUUAGAGUGCAGACAACAACAUCACAGUCGUCACAGUCAUGGUUUUUCAUUCGAGUCGACCAUAGAUUCUUUUACAAUCUCACAUCUAUGCUGAUUUGUAUCCUCUGUCUGACCUACUUCCAGUUGAAAUAUGUCUCAGCAUUGUACCAUCUACAGGCUUAAUUCUUCCACCUCUCUUUUCUCAUGGCUCUGCCUCUUUUACAACCAUAAAUAAACAAACACUACCAUGAAAGUCA